CACUGGAUAAGUGGCUUUAAAUCUGUUAAAGCAGAUGGAACGUUAUUGACUGCGUCUUUCCUUCAGAUUUCCUCUGAAGCUAAUCCAUCAUUAUGAACAUGUGGCUCAGCACUCUGCUCUUUGCCUCGUUGCUUCUGACCAGCUCAGCUCUUACAACUGAAGAAUGCCAGCCGCUGGUUUCACCCAUCUCUCUGGCCGACCCGUCCGUGAUGUACGGAAAAAUGAAUUUACUUGCGGGUUACACGGAUCAUGACUUUUAUAGACUCAUGUUGAAGAUAACCGAGAGCUCCUGGGUGAACAGUACAGCGUCGCCGGCAGGCAACGCUCAUGUUGUUAUGGAACAGGCAAGCAAGAUGAACGGAACCUGCAUUAAAUACGCACUUACCAUGAAGAUAGAGGGCGACACCAUAAAAGCCUCACAACUUAACAUGACGUCUGAAUUUCAAGUGCUCCCGAGCUGUGAUGGCUGCUUGGUCUUCAUGAUAAACAACACUGCCAAAAACAUCAAAAAUCUCCUUCACGUCAUGAAAUUGAGCAACCUGGAAUUGCCUGAGGAAAUCAGUGCUCGCUCUCUGUACAUUUUAGGCAAAGGCCAGACCCUGACGGAGUCAGAUUUGGAGCAUUUUAAGAAGCAGGCGAGCUGCCUCGGCUUCUCUGGAGAACUAGACUUCCUCUUCAAUCCUGAGAAAGAUUUAUGCAAAGAAGACGAAGGCAUCAGGUUGCCUUUUUCUGAGUAGAUGAGACGUUUGCAGGGAUGCCCUCCACCUACAGCUAAUUUGCAGAAUGCCAAAAGUCAAAAUGUGUCUUCCUAACACAACAUGCACUUUUAAGAGAGAAAAAUAGGUGAAACAAGGAAAAUUAAACUGAUCAAUAAAUUUGUAAUCUUUGUGCUCGUGCAACUGUGUUACCCCCAAUCCCCCUCCCCAUAAAAGGAAUAAAAAACACUUUAAGAAA
Messenger RNA from Girardinichthys multiradiatus, 954 nucleotides. RefSeq lists its product as uncharacterized. Lineage: Eukaryota; Metazoa; Chordata; Actinopteri; Cyprinodontiformes; Goodeidae. The transcript is spliced from 6 exons. The record is from RefSeq and is a predicted model, not a curated record. Bases 93 to 737 code for a protein of 214 amino acids.